UGCCUCUCCUAAUGGCUCUGCGGUGAGUCGGUCCGUCAGUCAGUCGGGCUGACAGGAUGAGUCUCCUCUCAUUGACUGUCGGCUACUGUAGGAACCGAGCCCGGACGCUGAGCCGAAACUUUUCCUCUGGAUUUACUGCAUCUACUUUUCGCUUCUUCGUGGUUCUCACGUCGAAGAAAUCACUCAUCCAAAGAAGAUGCGGAGGUUUACAUCAACACAUUUUCCAAGUUACUCGGUUACUUAGCUCAAGGAAACCGCCAAAAGAUGGAAAUAUAAAAGAAGAGUCUGGUGGAAGGGAAUGGCAGGACUCAAAUAAUGGGAAGGACCAAAGACGAAAACGAUGGAAGAGAGGGGAAUCAUACUGGUGGUCACGCUUUCAGGAGGAAUUUCCCUUUGAUGAUAAAACGGUCCAGAACCUGGCAGCCGGUGCAGCAGGCAUGGCCUCAGCUUUCUUGUACUUUCACUUUAGAGAAACAGGAGUCCAGAUCUCCUGGAAGGAUUUUGUGCAUCACUACUUGAGCAGAGGCUUGGUGGGCCAUGUCGAGGUUGUCAACAAACAGUACGUCAAAGUAUUUCCUGCCCCCGGCGUGAACACAUCACGAGUGAACUAUUUGUGGUUCAACAUUGGCAGCGCAGACUCAUUUGAGCAUAACCUGCAGCUAGCACAGCAGGAAAUGGGUCUGGACUCCACUCAGAAAGUACCUGUGCUCUACAGCAGUGAAAGUGAUGGGACUCUGUUUUUGAGUGUUCUCCCAAUCUUACUUGUGGUCGGAUUUUUACUUUUUGCAACACGGCACGGGCCGAUGGCAGGAGGACUUGGUGGUUGGGGGAGAGAAAGCCUCUUUGGGAUAAGUGAAUCCAAAGCCAGGAUAAUUAAAAAGAACGUCAGUGUGCGUUUUAAAGAUGUUGCAGGGUGUGAGGAGGCCAAACAAGAUAUCUUGGAGUUUAUCAAUUUCCUGAAAAGCCCACACCAGUAUCAUGACCUGGGUGCUAAAAUCCCUAAGGGUGCAGUGCUAUGGGGUCCAUCUGGAAAUGGGAAGACUUUGCUAGCUAAGGCCACUGCAGGAGAGGCCAACGUUCCUUUCAUCGCAGUCAACGGCUCGGAGUUCCAGGAAAUGUUUGUUGGUGUGGGUCCAGCAAGGAUAAGAGAUUUGUUUGCCACAGCUAGAAAAAAUGCUCCUUGCAUUCUUUUCAUUGAUGAGAUUGACGCGAUCGGCAGAAAGAGGGGCAAAGAAAACUUUGGUGACGAGGGCGAGCACGAGAACACCCUCAACCAGCUGCUUGUGGAAAUGGAUGGAUUCAACAGCAGCGCUAACAUAGUGGUUUUAGCUGCCACGAAUCGAGCCGAUAUCCUGGAUCCAGCUCUGAUGAGGCCUGGACGCUUUGAUCGACAUGUAUACAUAGGUCCUCCAGAUAUGAAAGGCAGGGCAUCAAUCUUUAAGGUGCAUUUAAGACCUCUGAAGUUGGACUCCAGUGUAGAUGUAGAGACGCUGGCCAGGAAUCUUGCUGCUUUAACCCCAGAUUUUACUGGGGCUGACAUUGCAAAUGUGUGUAAUGAGGCAGCGCUAAUAGCUGCACGUCAUCUCAGCCAGUAUGUCAGUAGCAAACACUUUGAGUGGGCAGUUGAAAGGGUUGUUGGAGGUCUAGAGAAAAGAUCUCAGGUUCUGCAACUUCCAGAAAAAACUACUCUGGCAUAUCAUGAAGCUGGGCAUGCUGUCACUGGGUGGUUUCUUGAACAUGCAGACCCACUUUUUAAGGUGUCACUUGUUCCCAGAGGGACAGGUUUGGGCUACGCACAGUAUCUACCUAAAGAGCAGUACCUAUUCACACAGGAGCAGCUGUUUGACAGAAUGUGCAUGAUGCUGGGUGGUCGAGUGGCUGAGCAGGUUUUCUUUCGUCAAAUCACCACCAGGGCACAAGAUGAUCUCAGGAAAGUCACACAGUCUGCCUAUGCACAGAUUGUACAGUUUGGAAUGAAUGGGGCGGUGGGUCAGGUUUCUUUUGACCUACCGCAAUGGGGCAGCCUUAUAACUGGCAAACCUUUCAGUGAAUCUACAGCCCAGCUUAUAGACCAGGAAGUUCGCUCACUCAUAGACGCUGCCUUCCAACGAACACUUGAGCUCAUACUUGACAAGAAGGAAAUGGUGGAGAAGGUGGCAAAGCAUCUUCUAGACCAAGAGAUCCUAGACAGGGCUGACAUGGUGGAACUGCUAGGACCUCGCCCCUUUCAAGAGAAGUCCUCAUAUCAAGAGUUUGUUGAUGGCUUGGAGAAAUCUAAAGAAGACACUUUUCUACCUGAAGGACUAACAGACUGGCAAAACAACAAAGGAGAUAAAAAACACCUGCAGAAUCGGCAAAACACAUCAGCCCUUUACCUGUAGGUUGUCUUUAAGGUUGUCUCUCAUGUGCGGCAUCAUCUGGUCCGGACUGCAGUUUGUCAGAGGUCUGUUAGUGGUUCAUGUGACUGACAACCUCAGGACAAAAGAUGGUGAUGUGUUGCCCAGGUUUUUGUGCAAUCUGCAAUUUUUUUCAUUGUAGUUUUUAUGUAAAAGUGCACUUUUUUGCUGCAGUUGCCUUAUGUUUCUUUUUCUCCACUCUGUUGAAGUCCCUAAGUGCAAUAAUACUAACAAAACAUACCAUCAAUAAUUAGAAGAGAAUGUUAUUAUAUAAUUAUUAGAAGGGAAUAAGCCAUCAUGCUAUGUUCUUAUCAGCAGCAGGAACCAUGUGUUAAGUUUUAUUUUGAGGCUUGUAUUUUCAUACAGUUUUCUAUUCUAUCCUAUUAUUUGCCACAUGUUUAAAUUUCAGAUCUAUUUGAUUGUUGAUUAUUUUAUAUUUCAAUCCUUUUGCAGAUGUUGUUUUCCUUGGAGUCUGCGUAUAUUUAUCAGUAAAGGUAAUUAGAAAUCAGUCAAUGUUUUGUAGCUUUCUCUCUGCGCAUAUAGUCCAGCAAAUGUUAGCUAAUCAAAUGUACUUGAGGCUAUGUUUUCCUUUCCAGUGUCUCAUAAUAAUAAGGGUAAACAUUUAUGUAGAUAUAAGAACUUUGGAUUAGCUCUGGGAAAGUUUAGCUCAGUAUGGGUCAUAUUGUUCUUCUUGUCUCUGUGUUACAAACUGUCCCUUAGAAUAUAUGAAAAUAUCGCCUGCAUAGUUCACUGGUCAAAGUAGUGAUUAAGAAAGAUUUUUGUCCUUUUAUUCUUUCAAAACUAUGCUUUUAUCACAUUUAAUGAGGAUAAAGGAAAUUAGCAACAGCUUAAAGUAAUAUGAACACUAAAGUAUUUGUUUGGUACUGUAAAAACAUGAACUUUGCUGUUAUUCAGGAAAUCACUCUGUGUCAGUUGUGUAUUUUGUUUUAUUUUUUCCUACUUCCUGUCUACACUCUGUCAUCUACUGUUACAUUUAUAUGCCAGCUGCUCCUCUGCUGGGUAGAUAGUAUUUUUGUAACUAUUGUACUAUUAUAUACAAAUAUGUACACUAAUAUAUACCAAUCAUUGAACCUGUGUGUUGCAAUAUGAGUAGAGUGGGUACUUUUGCACUUUUAGCUAGGAUUCCCAUUAAUGGUAAGCCAGCGCUACAUUGGUGCUAUAAUAAUUUUAAUAAUAAUGAUUAUUCAAAUUCUUUGGAGAUCCCAGGAUGGUGAAAUAAAGUUUAAAAUUUC
This is a messenger RNA of Oreochromis aureus, 3649 nucleotides long. RefSeq names its product AFG3-like protein 1. The transcript is spliced from 16 exons. Gene Ontology annotation, biological process: protein-containing complex assembly; mitochondrial protein processing. NCBI's taxonomy places the organism in Eukaryota, Metazoa, Chordata, Actinopteri, Cichliformes, Cichlidae. The record is from RefSeq and is a predicted model, not a curated record. Gene Ontology annotation, molecular function: ATP binding; metalloendopeptidase activity; ATP hydrolysis activity. The coding region runs from base 57 to 2381 and encodes 774 amino acids. Gene Ontology annotation, cellular component: m-AAA complex; membrane.